CACAGUCCGUGAACGCAGCAGUAGCGCGCGGAACAGAAGCAAACAUGGCUGAAGCGGUACCUGACGGUGAGGUGCAGGCUGUGAAGCCACCACCCAAACGCAGACGCAUCCUCGACCCCUCGGCCAUCGUCCCGGUGCCGGUCUACUCCAGCAAGGUGAGCAGCAGUCUGCAGCUGAAGCCGAUGGCUCCUGUGUUUACAGAGAAGGAAAACACAGAUGACAGUGCAGGUGGUGCAGAUGACAGUUUGUGGUCGCAGUUUUCAUCUCGAGGAACGACACCACCCGUCGUCGCCCUCAGUGACUCCGAGGAGGACGAAGCAGAACGAGUGGAGAACAAAGUAGAAGACGACAAACUAGAAGCUGUUCGCUGCCCGUCCCCUCCACCUCCUGAGAGUCCGGUCCAGAAACAGUCCAGACAGGUCAAACAGAAGAUCAGUGAGAUCGACCGGAGGCUCCGGGCCGUGAACUCCCUUCUGUCUCCAGAGCCUCAGGACAGGACCAGGUCCAGGCGCUGCAGAGGCGCCCCGUCUCCGACGUAUGAGGAGGAGCAAGACGACGACGACGUCAUCAUUCUGAGCCCUGACUCGGGCCUGCAGAGCUCGCCGUACAGCUCCUCGCUCCGAGAGAUCCCGCUGAAGAUCCGCUGCCGAACGGACGUCCACAAGAUCCCGGUGACGUCUUCGACGCCUUUAAGCGACGUGUUGACCCAGCUGUCCGUCAUCCUCAACGUCCCGCCCCCUCGCCUCCUGCUGUUGAGGGAGGACGUGGAGCUGCCGACAGACUCCACCGUCGGCGAGCUCGGCCUCGGCAUCGCAGACAUCAUCGCGGCGGCCAUGUCUCUGGGCGAGCCCACGUCGGACUCGGCGCCGUUCUUCUCCGAUGACAGCGAGGCGGAGGGACCGGAGGAGCAGGGCGGGGCGGCGGGCCAGAGGCCAGAGGAGGAGUCGCCCAGCGGGGUGUCCAAAGUCCGAGCCCUGCUGACCGUCCUCAUCCUCUGCUACAUCAACCUGCUCAACUACAUGGACAGGUUCACUGUGGCAGGUGUUCUCCCCGACAUAGAGCAUUACUUUGGGAUUGACGAUGGGAAAUCUGGUUUACUGCAAACAGUUUUUAUCUGCAGCUACAUGUUCCUGGCUCCGUUCUUUGGAUACCUGGGCGACAGGUACAACAGGAAGUUCAUCAUGAGUUUUGGAAUUGCAUUCUGGUCUUUAGUGACUCUGGCCAGCUCCUACACCCCGAAAGAACAUUUCUGGGCUCUGCUGUUAACUCGAGGCCUGGUCGGAGUCGGGGAGGCCAGUUACUCCACCAUCGCUCCCACCAUCAUCGCUGACCUCUACGUCAAAGGGAAGAGGACGAACAUGCUCUCCGUGUUUUAUUUCGCCAUCCCUGUCGGCAGUGGUCUGGGAUACAUCGUGGGGUCUCAGGUCAGUAACGUAGCGAAGGACUGGCACUGGGCUCUGAGGGUGACUCCGGGGCUCGGGCUGAUCGCCGUGUUGCUGCUGCUGUUCGUGGUGAAGGAGCCUAAAAGAGGCGCGAUCGAAGCUCGACCAGAGCAUCACCUGCACCAGACCAGCUGGCUGACAGACCUGAAGGCCCUGAGCAAGAACUACAGCUUUGUGUUGUCCACCUUCGGCUUCACGGCGGUGGCGUUCGUCACCGGCUCUCUGGCUCUCUGGGCUCCGACGUUCCUCUUCAGAGCCGCCAUCUUCACCGGGGAGAAGGCUCCGUGUGUGGAGGCUCACUGCGCCUCCUCAGACAGUCUGAUUUUCGGGGCCAUCACCUGCGUCACAGGUGUGCUGGGCGUGGCCAGCGGCGUGCAGGUGAGUCGGCAGCUGCGGACGAAGACGCCCAGAGCCGAUCCGCUGGUCUGCGCCGCCGGUCUGCUCCUCUCGGCGCCUUUCCUCUACCUGGCCAUCGUGUUCGCUGAGCUCAGCACCGUCGCCACAUACGUUUUCAUCUUCCUCGGAGAGACGUUCCUGUCCAUGAACUGGGCCAUCGUGGCUGAUAUCCUCCUGUACGUGGUCGUUCCCACCCGUCGCUCCACAGCCGAGGCUCUGCAGAUCGUCAUCUCUCACCUGCUGGGAGACGCUGGAAGCCCCUACCUGAUCGGAGUGGUCUCUGACUCUCUGAGGAGGACCGACUCGUUCCUCUGGCAGUUCCGCUCUCUGCAGCUCUCUCUGCUGCUCUGCUCCUUCGUGGCCGUGGUGGGCGGAGCCUUCUUCCUCGCCACCGCCCUCUUCAUCGAGAGAGACCGACACCGGGCCGAGAACUACGUCCAGACAGAUGACGAGCCGAUCGUUGUUCCGAAAAGCGGCCGGUCCACUCGGGUCCCGGUGUCCAGCGUCCUGAUCUGACCACAGAAACCUGACGGAGGUUUUCAGGUGUUCAGUCCGGUCCUUCACACGCCUCAGGCUGUUUUAUUGAACGUGGUUUUAGGACUGAACCCCGACUCUCUGCCAUGCAGAAACAUUUUAGGAUGAGUUUAUUUUUAAAUGUUUUGUCUACGUUAUUUUUUAUAACUUCCCGGGAACAUGCCGUCGUCUCAGGAGAUAUCUUCACCUCCUUUCUUUCUCUGACGUGAGCUCAACAUGAAGUUCAUGUGAAAUGUUUUCAGAGCGGAGGUGACGUUGGAAAUGACUUUGAGAAUCGACAGAAGCUGCUCUGUGGACUUGGUUUUUAUUGGACUCUCAGGAACUCGUGGAGCGAAACCACCUGACGGAUCAGAAUCUGUUCUUACCUUCAGUCUGACUCUGAACCUGCUGAUCUGGGAUCAGCCAGAGAUCCAGAAAACAGAAAGACUUCAUGAUCUGUAUCUUCAGUUUAACCACAACCAAAAACCCUGCAGUGAGUUUCUACACAGGACGAGCUUUAUUAACCUGUUUUCAUAACCACGUGUUUGUAAAUGUCUGAGCUACUUUUAGAAAUAACACUAACGUUCCUACAGCGCAUUAACUACAGGAAGUGAACAUGAUCCAGGCUGCUGAGAUCUGGGAAGACUCCUGUUACCUCUGCACCUUUUAUUAAUUUCUUCAUCUUUUACAAACAUCCUCACUGGUUUUAAUCCUUUUCUCUCUCGUUUAAAACGUGUAAAGCAGCUUUACAAAGAGCUGGGACGUUUCUGUUUUAUGUUCUUUUAAGGAGAAACUCUCUGGUUUUCUUUGUACCAGGUCGGAGCUCAGUCUGGUUCAGAACCAAGUCGACCGUGGAGGAGAAGCUAGGUUCAGUUUGUCUGCAGAGAGGUAGAGAUCAUCAUGUGCUUAUUUAACAGAAAAGCUUUUUAAUGAAUGUCGAUAAUCAGUCGUUUGUUAACCUCAAAUUAUUUUAGCAAAUCUUUUUUGUGAACUAUUAAAGGAGAAUGAACUUGUCA
This is a messenger RNA of Lates calcarifer (barramundi perch), 3367 nucleotides long. It is a transcript of the gene spns1, whose product is annotated as SPNS lysolipid transporter 1, lysophospholipid. The record is from RefSeq and is a predicted model, not a curated record. Gene Ontology annotation, cellular component: membrane. NCBI's taxonomy places the organism in Eukaryota, Metazoa, Chordata, Actinopteri, Centropomidae. The coding region runs from base 45 to 2354 and encodes 769 amino acids. Gene Ontology annotation, molecular function: transmembrane transporter activity. Gene Ontology annotation, biological process: transmembrane transport. The transcript is spliced from 19 exons.